This is a messenger RNA of Loxodonta africana (African savanna elephant), 3815 nucleotides long. RefSeq names its product melanoma-associated antigen B2-like. Bases 705 to 1745 code for a protein of 346 amino acids. The transcript has a single exon. Gene Ontology annotation, biological process: negative regulation of transcription by RNA polymerase II. Lineage: Eukaryota; Metazoa; Chordata; Mammalia; Proboscidea; Elephantidae. The record is from RefSeq and is a predicted model, not a curated record. Gene Ontology annotation, cellular component: nucleus.
UCUGACGAGGUGACUCCUCCCAGAAGAAAUGGGGAAACAUAAGGCCCCAACACUGCGUUCGGACCUGGAGGACCUGUGGAUGGUAACUUAGUGAGUUGCACUCACUACCUCCCAGGGCAUUUCGGGAAGGUGUGGGACGUGGUACAAGGGGACAGCCAUGGUGAAGACGCUGGUGGAGGUCUGAGGCCUCCAGGGAACCCCAGACAGAAUAGGCCCUGAUGUGCUUUCAUCACUGAGAUACCCUGCCAGGAGUGGUGGCUGAGCUGCUCCUUAAGUUUCUGCUUGUGGGGCCCAGAGGGAGUUGAGAUUUCAGAGUCAGAGUAGUAGAGGGGAGGUGCUAUAGCUCUGCCAGCAGUUGAUAUCAUGGCCCGAGGAGUGAAAUUAGAAGAAUCCCCAAUAACCCAGUACAGAGAGUCCCUAGUGUCAGCUCCUGCUGUCACCACAGUAAGCCCCAAGCAGGGCUGACAAUCUACAACUUAAUCCUUCCUCUAAUUUCCUCUACAGGGUCCUGACCAGGACAACAGAAGCCUUGUGAGGUUCUAGAGCAGUGUCCUCAAGAAUCCUGCAGAGGCGUCAGUUGUGAAAGCCAAGGAGGCAUCUCCCCACUACAGGGGCACACAUUCUCUCAGCCUCCCUCCUCUUGUGGGUUCGCAUCACCUCCCCUCUUUCUGCACUCCUGCCUGCUAUCCUUGAGCAGAGUCAUCAUGCCUCGUGGUCAUAAGAGUAAGCUUCGUGCCCGUGAGAAACGUCACCAGGCCCAUGGUGACACCCACAGUGUCCAGGGUGCUCAGGCCACUGCAGCAGAGGAGGAAGGGUGCCCCUCCUCUUCCUCUUCUCCUUUUGGGGGGCCUCCCCAGAGCUCCCCUGCUGCUUGCACUCCCCAGGGGUCUCAGGGAGCCCCAUCCACCACCACUGCUGCAGGUGCUUCGGGCAGAAGAGCUCCUAGAGGGGCCAAUGGCCAAGGUGAGGGAGGUCCAAGUUCCUCUUCUGCCCGAGCCCCCAGUGAAAGGUCACAUAGUGACCCUCUAACCAGGAGGGUGACCAUGUUGUUGCAGUUCCUGCUGUCCAAGUAUGAAAUGCAAGAGUGCAUUACCAAGGGAAAAAUGAUCAAGAUCAUCAACAAAAGGUACAAGGAGCACUUCCCUGAGAUCCUGAGGGGAGCCUCUGAGCGCAUAGAGGUGUUCUUUGGCCUUGACGUGAAGGAAAUCGAUUCCAAAGGUCAAUCCUAUACCCUUGUCAGCAAAUUGGAGAUCACCGAGGAAGAGAAUCUGAGUGGUGGCAAGGGGUUUCCCAAGACCGGGCUUCUGAUGCCUCUCCUGGCCAUGAUCUCCAUGAAUGGCAACCGGGCCACCGAGGAGGAGAUGUGGGAAUUCUUGAAUGUGUUUGGGAUGUACGAUGGGAAGACGCACUUCAUCUUUGGGGAGCCCCGGAAGCUCAUCACCAAAGAUUUGGUGCAGGCAAAGUACCUGGAAUACCGGCAGGUGCCCAACAGUGAUCCUCCACGCUACGAAUUCCUGUGGGGUCCCAGAGCCCAAGCUGAAGGCAGCAAGACAAAAGUCCUGGAGUUUUUGGCCAAGGUCAAGGAUAUCAACUCCGGUGCCUUCCAAGCCUUGUAUAAAGAAACUUGUAGAGAUGAGGAAGAGAGAGCCACAGGCAGAGAAUGGGCCGGGGCUUGUCCUCAUGCCAGGGCCAGGGCUAGUGUCAGGGCGAGUCCAGCUGGUUCUCCCAUCCCUGGUGACGUCUGAUGCAGAUUCUUCACUUUGUUGUUGAAAAUGGCUGGUUAACUUUCUAAGUAGUGGAGGCAACAUGGGGCUGGAGGGAGCACGUGUAUGUCAUCUUGUAUUCCCGUUACACUUGAGUGACUUGUAGAUUUAGCUCGUUUUUUAUAUUUUUCAAAUGUUCUUUUUAACUGAAGGAUCGUUAAGAUUCAGAAUCUAAAUUCACCCUCAUGCGUUUAUUGUUGUUUUUCAGAUUUAGGGGUAAUAGUUUUGUAUUAUGUAAAACAAAUUGAAAAUCUUGAAUCAUUUCUUAUGAAUCCAGAACUAGUUAACGUGGUAUCGGAAUAAGGAUGUUCUUGGAAAUAUUAAAGAUAUCCACAAGAGUUAGUUGGGAUCAAAAGGUAGAGGUGGAAAACCACAAAAUUUGGUCAGUUCUUUGUUUCCCCGUUUGGUAAAAGUAGAAUAUUCAUGUGCCUGGAUUUGUUUGGCUUAUUUAAGGAUGUGGGAGAAAAUAAAUUGUGAUGAUUUGAGCUCCAGUUCCCUGCCUCUUAUUUUCCCCAAGCAGUAACUGAGCGUCUGCCCUUUGGAAGGCUCCAUGCUAGUACUGGGGCCCUUUAAGCAAAGGUGUCGAAGCCCGUGUAUAGAUUUUAGAGUCUAACAGCAGCUAUGAAUAAGGAGGAAGUUGAGAUACUCUCCAAGGACCUCAGGACUAGUAGAAAAGGAGUGAGUACUUCAAGGUUCCCUCUAGUGUAAAUGCCCUGAGGGAGGGCAUUUGGGGAUAUUGGGAAACUUUGAUCUCUCAGUGGGAGUGGGGGAAAUUUUAAGUUAGAAAGCAUAGACUAGGGAAGGGUAGGGGGUGAGAAGAGCGGGUAGGGGGUGAGAAGAGCAGGUAGGGGUGAGGCUGGGAGCGGGGGCGAGUCCAGAUGAGGCUGAGGGAGGGGUGUGCAGAGUCAGACAUUCCCAUCAUGUGUCUCAGUGUGGAAUGGCUGCGCCUGGAAUGGCAACCAGCUCUUCACACUGCCUCUGGAACUGGGGGUAAACCAGAGAGAAAUGCCCCCUGGGGCACUCCGGAAGGUGUCUUGUGUUCUUGUCCCAGUGCUCUUGAACACAAGUGCUGACUGUGUGUGUCAUGUACAUCAUUUCCAAUGUUUCUGAGAAAUAGGGAGAUACUCCAUGUAAGGAAGCCAGUGUUAGUAGCUUUUUGCCUUUGGCUGGGGGAGCCAGAGGCCAUGUCAUUGAAAGGACGGUAGAAUGAGGUUGUCAAGAGUGUCAUUUGGCAAAUACCAAGUGAAGACUGGACUUUUGGCCAUGGUGAUGAAAAUUGGAGUGACAUAGAUGGAAGGACAGUUGGGAGGGGAAAUUGUUUGUCCUUGACAGCACUUCUAAGAGCUUUGUGUUCAUUAAACGGGAACAGUCUACCCACAUGCACGUUAAAAAAUUUACUCCCUACUAUGGAUUGAAUUUAACCACCAUGUGCCCCCAAAACAGGUGAUGUAAAUAAUGACCCAAUAACCGUUGUUAUAAUGCCAUUUGGGAAUAUGUUGUUAUGUUAAAGAGGAUUGUAAGGUGUGUCUUUAGUCAACCAACACUUUCUCCAAAGGAGAAAGAUGUGGCAGUCAGCUUCUAUAAAGAUUUACAGCCUCGGAAACCCUAUGGGGUAAUUCUGCUGUGUCCUGUUGCGUCCCUGUGAGUCAGAAUCUUCAGGACAGCAGUGUUUUGUUUUGUUUUUUUCCGGGUGGUGUCUUAAGUCCAGUCUAGUUUGAGAUAUAAAGGAGGUGAUUUGGCAAGCAAGUAAUUGCAAGUGGGAAAUGAUAGUUGCCAGGCCCCAUGAGAUCUCCAAGGAAAGAAGAAACAGAGCUUAAGAAAGACAAGGACCUUCCCCCACAGCAAACAAAGCUUUCCCGCACCUGAAUUCAGAUUUCUAGGCUCCUAAACUGUAAGAAAAUAAAUUUCUAUUUGCUGAAGCCUUCAACUUGUUGUAUGUCUGUUAUAACAGCACUAGAUAACUAUGAUACUCUCUAAUAACUGAUAAAAUGCUUUGACCUGGACUACUAACAUGGAUGUUGGCAGUGAAGACCCAUCCAGUGGCACCGCAGA